AUGAAGAGCUCAGCAACUGACGAACAACAGGUGAUCAAAUUGAAUGUUCUCGUCUAUCUGCCACAUGCCAUCGACGCGAAUGAAUCACUCGACACACGUGAAGGUGUUGAUUUGGUGUUGAAAUGCCGCUUCACCGAGCACUACGAUGCCAAGGAUUUCAGCUUUUACUGGGCGCGCUGGAAUUGCUGUCCGACGCAAUUUGAGAAUGUGGCCAUCGGCGAUGUGCAGCUGAACAUGAAUUACAGAGUGGAUUUUCGUCCAGGUCGUGGGAUUUAUGACUUGCAAAUAAAAAACACCUCAUACAAUCGCGAUAAUGGCCGCUUCGAGUGUCGGAUCAAGGCCAAAGGCACCGGUGCCGAUGUACAUCAGGAAUUUUACAAUUUGACAGUUUUGACACCGCCACAUCCGCCCAUGAUAACGCCGGGCAACAUAGCCAUUGCCACCGAGGAUAAACCGUUAGAAUUGACUUGCAGCAGUGUGGGUGGCUCACCGGAUCCGACGAUAACUUGGUUUCGCGAGGGCAGCAGCGUACCGUUACAAUCGUACAUACUAAAAGGCGGCUCCAAGAAUCAUUACACCAAUGCAACAUUACAAAUACUGCCAAGACGCGCUGACGAUGGCGCCAAAUAUAAAUGCGUCGUUUGGAAUCGUGCCAUCUCCGAGGGUCAUAAGCUGGAGACAACUGUCACGCUGAAUGUGAACUUUUAUCCACGCGUCGAAGUGGGACCACAAAAUCCGCUGCGCAUCGAACGUGAUCACAUCGCCAAAUUGGAAUGCAAUGUCGAUGCAAAGCCCAAAGUCUCCAACGUACGUUGGUCACGCAACGGGCAAUAUGUUAGUGCCACGCCUACGCACACUAUCUAUCGCGUAGGACGCCAUCAUGCGGGCAAAUAUACUUGCAACGCGGACAAUGGGCUGGGCAAAUCAGGCGAGAAAGACAUAAUACUUGAUGUGCUCUUCCCACCCAUUGUCGUUAUCGAAUCGAAGACACACGAGGCCGAAGAGGGCGAAACAGUUAUGGUGCGUUGUAAUGUCACCUCCAAUCCACCGCCCAUCACCAUCGAAUGGUUGAAGGAGGGAGCGCCGGAUUUUCGCUUCACUGGCGAACUGCUCACUUUGGUAACAGUCCGCGCCGAACACGCCGGCAACUACAUUUGUCGUGCUGUCAAUCUGAUGAACCCCUACAACUCGAAACGUAUAGAAGGUGUUGGCAACUCCACGGUGGCGCUGUUGGUGCGCCACCGACCCGGGCAGGCCUACAUAACACCGAAUAAACCGAUUGUGCAUGUGGGCAACGGUGUUACGCUCAGUUGCUCAGCUAAUCCGCCCGGUUGGCCAGUGCCGCAGUAUCGCUGGUUUCGUGAUGUGGACGGUGAGUUUAGCAAUACACAAAAGAUUUUGGCGCAAGGACCACAAUACUCCAUACCGAAGGCGCAUCUCGGUAGCGAAGGCAAGUAUCACUGUCAUGCCGUUAAUGAGUUGGGUAUUGGUAAGAUGGCUACGAUUAUACUCGAGGUACACCAGCCACCACAAUUUCUCGCCAAACUACAACAACACAUGACGCGACGUGUGGGCGAUGUCGAUUAUGCGGUCACUUGCAGCGCCAAAGGUAAACCCACGCCCAUUAUACGUUGGAUCAAGGAUGGCACGGAGGUACUGCCAGGUCGUAAGAUGUAUGAUAUACGCACAACGCCCACCGAGGGUCAAGGUGGCGUCGUCACCGUGCAAAGCAUACUGAAGUUCCGCGGCAAAGGGCGGCCAAAUGGCAAUCAGUUGGUGCCUGGUGAUCGUGGUCUCUACACUUGUCUCUAUGAGAAUGAGGUGAACUCGGCCAACUCGAGCAUGCAUUUACGCAUCGAACACGAGCCGAUUGUUUUGCAUCAGUAUAAUAAGGUGGCUUACGAUGUGCGCGAGUCGGCGGAGGUUAUGUGCAAGGUGCAAGCUUAUCCGAAGCCAGAAUUUCAAUGGCAAUUUGCAAAUAAUCCCUCGCCGCUUACAAUGUCUUCGGAUGGUCAUUAUGAAAUUGCAAUACGCACGGAUAAUAAUGAUGUCUAUACCUCGAUAUUGCGCAUAAACCAUAUCUCGCAUUCCGAUUAUGGCGACUACACUUGUCGUGCUGUCAAUCCACUCGACACAAUACGCACGCAGAUUAGACUGCAACCCAAGGGUGCACCGGAACGGCCCACCGCGCUCAAAGUAAUGGAAAUAUCGCACAAUUAUGCCAUACUCAGCUGGAUACCGGGCUUCAAUGGUGGCUUGUUGAGCACAAAAUUCCUUGUCACUUAUCGUCGGGUGGCAACUCCGCGCGAACAAACACUUUCCGACUGCGCCACACACACCUACACCACAUCCAUUGUGAGCAGUAGCAGCAGCAAUUGGCUAGAGUUCGAUUGCUAUCGUGAGAAUCCCUGUAAAGUGAUGCCGUUGGAUCAAUAUCAAAGCUAUAUGUUUCGUGUGUAUGCGUUGAAUUCGAAAGGUAGUUCGGGCUACUCCAACGAAGUGUUGGCCACCACAAAAGUCAGUAAAAUUCCGCCACCCUUGCAUGUCACCUAUGAUCCCAACUCGCACGUUCUGGGUAUCAAUGUGGCGGCGACAUGUCUGUCAUUAAUUGCAAUAGUCGAAUCAUUGGUGAAUCGCGAAACGCCAAUGGCCACAUGGGAGAUUGUGGAUACAGUGACAUUACUACCGUCCGGCAGUGAGGCCACAUUCAAAGAGGCAGUAAUUAAUCACAUUCCACAAACGACACAUUACAGCGCAUCUGGCCGUACACUGGGCCAUGCUGAGGACAUAACGUUGGCGCUGGCGGAGACGGCGCAGGGACCUACGGUGCGUGUGAAAUUGUGCCUACGCACCAAUCACGACCAUUGCGGACAGUAUGCGAAUGCGGAAAUUGGCAAAUCAUAUAUGCCUGAGACAUCAACGCUAACGACAUCCGCUGUAAUAGCCAUAAUCGUCUCGUCCAUUGCAUUCCUACUGCUCGUCGGACUCUUAUUGCUCUUUUGUCACUGUCGACGCGUGGCAUCCAAAAAGAAGAAGACCAACGCCAGCUCACCGGCCAAAGAAUACGAUCUCGACUCGGGUCGCCCAUCUAUAGUGGCGCAAACAAAUCAAGCGCCACCACCCUAUUAUCCCACCGGUAGUCUGGAUAGCAGCAAAUCACUAGAUUCGCAUGCGAUGGAGCUAACACUCACAGCCGUGCAGGAUAACGAGGAACAACUGCAUCAGCAGCAGCAACAGCAACACCAGAAAUCCGCCGCCACUGUAGCGGGCAUGACAGUCUAUGGCUCGCAGAAUGGUUAUGGCUAUCAUGUCACAUCGACGCUUGGCAGUGGUGGUGGCGGCGGCGGCGGCGGCAGCAGCAUUGGCAGUGAUGCGGAUAGCUACCAAGUGACGCCAUUAGCGCACUCGGCCAUCGCGGGGCGCAACGAGUCACCCAGCUCCCAUUGCAUCAUGAACAUCUCACCCUCAUUUGGCGUGCGUGUAAAGACAAAGCUCGCAAGGAUUAUGUUUGCAUUCAUAAUUGUGCUGAUGCGGCGUUCGCUCUUUCGUUGA
This is a messenger RNA of Bactrocera latifrons, 3552 nucleotides long. RefSeq names its product hemicentin-1 (gene fred). Gene Ontology annotation, molecular function: cell adhesion molecule binding. The record is from RefSeq and is a predicted model, not a curated record. NCBI's taxonomy places the organism in Eukaryota, Metazoa, Arthropoda, Insecta, Diptera, Tephritidae. Gene Ontology annotation, biological process: cell-cell adhesion. Gene Ontology annotation, cellular component: cell-cell junction. The transcript has 8 exons. The coding region runs from base 1 to 3552 and encodes 1183 amino acids.